ACAGAGUUUUUGACUACUUUACUUCAAAGGAAAACAGUGUCCAUUUGUAUUAGUUGAGAAAGCAGCAAACUGUAAAGAAAUGAAAAUUUAGAAGGUGAUUUGCGAAGAUGGGAGCAAAUAGCAGCAGUAUCGGUGAACUUCCAGAAAAUGAAUACUUAAAGUUGUCAGGAGCAGAGCCUAUCUCUGAGAAUGACCCCUUCUGGAAUCAGCUACUGUCUUUUAGCUUUACCACUCCAACGAACAGUGCGGACUUAAAGCUCUUGGAAGAAGCCACCAUCUCAGUCUGCAAGUCUUUAGUUGAAAAGAAUCCUGGAACAGGAAACCUUGGGUCAUUGACUAAAGUCUUUCUUUCUAGAACCAAAGAAUUAAAAAUAUCAGCAGAAUGUCAGAG
Oxyura jamaicensis (ruddy duck) is the source of this 391-nucleotide messenger RNA. RefSeq names its product dymeclin-like. Gene Ontology annotation, cellular component: Golgi apparatus. Gene Ontology annotation, biological process: Golgi organization. The annotation marks the transcript as partial. The transcript has 4 exons. The record is from RefSeq and is a predicted model, not a curated record. NCBI's taxonomy places the organism in Eukaryota, Metazoa, Chordata, Aves, Anseriformes, Anatidae.